CUCCGGCAGCACCGACGCCGUAGAGCCCGUCUCCCAGUCCCCGUGCCGGGGGCCACGCGGCCCCCCGCCGCGCGCCCGGCCGAGCCGGCAAGGGUUAAGCCCCGGCGGGCCGGGGGUGAGCUCAGGUAGGCGUGAGUCUGAGCGGGCUCCCGCCGCACGCGGAGGAGGGGCCUGGCCGGCGGCUGCGGGUGCUAUAAAACUCCCCGCUGCCGCCGCACUCGGCGCCUUAAGAUGCACAUGUGCGGGCGGCGGGGCCGCCAGCCGGGGCCCUGAGCAGCCGCCGGCAGCCCGCAGCCCCCGGCGCGCGCAGCGAGCUGGCGCCGGCCCCCGGGCCGCCGGGCAGGGGCACCCGCCGCGGCUCGGGCCCCGCGGGGCGGGCGGGCGGCAGCCGGCGCGGCAGCAUGAGCGAGCGGAGCUGAGGCCGCCCCGAGCAGCGGCAGCGCUCGCCCCUCGCCGCCCCCCGCCGCCAUGUCCUUCGCCAUGCUGCGCUCGGCCCCCAGCCGGUACCUGUACCCCGAGAUCAGCAUGCUGUCGGAGGACGAGGAGAACGGCAGCGAGAGCUCCGGCUCCGACGAGAAGCCCUACCACCUGGACGCCGACGGCUACGGCAUCAAGGCCGGCAAGCGGCGGAGCGGCAAGAAGCCCAACCGGAUCAGCAGGGAGCCCCGGCAGCGUCACACGGCCAACGCGCGGGAGCGCGACCGCACCAACAGCGUCAACACCGCCUUCACCGCCCUGCGAACGCUCAUCCCCACCGAGCCCGCCGACAGGAAGCUCUCCAAGAUCGAGACCUUGAGACUGGCCUCCAGCUACAUCUCCCACCUGGGCAACGUGCUGCUGGUGGGGGAGGCGUGCGGGGACGGGCAGCCCUGCCACACCACACCGGCCUUCUUCCACCACGGCGGCGGCAGCCCCGCCGCGCGCGACCCCGAGAACUCCCAGCCCAAACAGAUCUGCACUUUCUGCCUCAGCAACCAGAGGAAGCUGAGUAAAGACCGGGACAGGAAGACGGCGAUUCGGAGCUAGAUGAUCGCGGGUCCAGGGAGGGCGGCGAGGAGGAGCGGGAGGAGGAAGGAUGGAGAAGCCGCACGCAGCAGACCCCGCGCACGGACGCUCCUGCCUUCACCCUGCUGCUGGGGGCAGCCGCACGGCUUCGCCCCGGGACUCACCCAAGCGCGCGCCGCCCCGGCAGCGACCGCGGCUCCCGGCGCGGCAGGACCCCGCACGGCGGCUCGGGGGGCGCCCGGCUACCGGGGGCCGCGCGGGCGGCUGCUGGCGGGGGAGAGCCACAGCGAGAGCUCGGACGCUGCCCGUCCCGUCCCGGUCCGGGCCGACCCGACCUGACCCGACCCGAGCGGCGCCGCAGGACUGCUCACCGGCUCGCCCCGCUCUCCCCGCGCCCGUCCGGCUCGGAGCCGCUCCGUGCCCCGAGCUCCGAGCCCGGAGACGCCGCGGUCGUUGAGUUUAAUCAAUACAUGCUGGUGUUUCAUGUCAUUGAUAUGAUAAUAUAAAGCCUGAGCAAUUGGUAUGAUUAAAA
Molecule: messenger RNA, 1537 nt
Organism: Dromaius novaehollandiae (emu)
Lineage: Eukaryota; Metazoa; Chordata; Aves; Casuariiformes; Dromaiidae
Gene: SCX
Product: scleraxis bHLH transcription factor
Exons: 2
Coding region: 469-1026 (185 amino acids)
Biological process (GO): regulation of transcription by RNA polymerase II; developmental process
Molecular function (GO): RNA polymerase II transcription regulatory region sequence-specific DNA binding; protein dimerization activity; DNA-binding transcription factor activity, RNA polymerase II-specific
Source: RefSeq, a predicted model, not a curated record